This is a messenger RNA of Oikopleura dioica, 879 nucleotides long. NCBI's taxonomy places the organism in Eukaryota, Metazoa, Chordata, Appendicularia, Copelata, Oikopleuridae. The record is from the annotation of a GenBank genome assembly.
AUGCCCGACGAAUUCGACGAAGAGCCAGAGUAUGGAGGGAAUACAGAGGAAGAAAAAGAGAAAGAAGUAAUCGUAAUUGAUGACGAAGAAGAUGACGUAGAAGUCGUCGACGAUGUGAAUAUGGAACGAGAUAAUUUGCCACAGCCGAACUUUGCGGAAGAACAUAGGCAACAAGAAAACAAUGGAUAUUUUCACGAGGACGACUUUGGUUACACUCCCAGAAGGCCGAGAACGCCGCAGAAUGUACCGAGAAUCAGUAGAGAAGAAACAGAAUUUGACGAAAUUCAUGAAUUCAUCAAUGAGGCUGGAAUGAAUGCAUCAAUAUCUCGAAUCGUGGACACCAGUGCCAUCGCGUGGAAGAUGACGAUCCAUUUUCCACGUGGUACGAUCACCGAAAUGUCCAACGUCAUCAUAAAGUUUCCAGUUGAUUAUCCUCACGCUCCACCAGUACUGUACUGUACCGACAACAUCGAUCAUCCUUUUCUUGGGCUCAGAAAUUUCAUUCCAUUCAAGCGACUUCGAAACGAGUACUGGGCCGAGUGGAUUCCGAUUUCCGUCGUGAUUGUUGGCGUUUACGAAUUGUUCAAAGACCACCUCUGCCGACGAAGAAAACAAGUCGACGAGAACAUCAACCCUCAUUUGAUCAAGAUCCCAGAAAGCGCGAUCGACACCUAUUUGCGGAUAACAAAGGCGAAAAUAUCAAGAGAUACUCCAUUUCAACAACUGCCAGUUGGGCUGCAUAUUCGGACGUACUUCAAGCUCUACGAAGAACAAGAGGAACUCGCUCAAGUCGAGAGAAAACUCAGCAUCUUGAACGAGAGAAAAAGAAAGCUGACGAAGAAUAUUGGAGAGCACUUGAAAAAAUUUAAACAAAGUUGA